This is a messenger RNA of Echinococcus granulosus, 1080 nucleotides long. Its product is annotated as Putative deoxyribose-phosphate aldolase. Gene Ontology annotation, biological process: deoxyribonucleotide catabolic process; carbohydrate catabolic process. The record is from RefSeq and is a predicted model, not a curated record. The transcript has 7 exons. The coding region runs from base 1 to 1080 and encodes 359 amino acids. NCBI's taxonomy places the organism in Eukaryota, Metazoa, Platyhelminthes, Cestoda, Cyclophyllidea, Taeniidae. Gene Ontology annotation, cellular component: cytoplasm. Gene Ontology annotation, molecular function: deoxyribose-phosphate aldolase activity.
AUGAAGUCUAAUACAAUUUCUGCUUUUGACCGUGAUCUUGUUCAUUCCUCUGUUGUUGAUGCCUCCAAUAUAAACGUUCUGGCCAAGGAUUUAAGUAGCAUACGUCUCGAGGGUAAUCCAGAGAUUCAAUGGCUCCUGAGAACCGUUGGUUUCAUCGAUCUCACCACCCUUGCCGGUGAUGACACUUCCGCCAAUGUGCACCGUCUUUGUGCCAAAGCUAAACGCCCUCUAAGCACGCCAAUUCUGGACAAACUCUCUGAACGCUAUGGCGUGACCCCAGGGGAAGUUCGUACCGCUGCUGUCUGUGUCUACCCCUACCAAGUGAAAACUGCAUUGGAUUAUCUCGAACGAAUUGGCGCCUCAUAUAUACCCAUAGCUGCAGUUGCUACUGGCUUUCCAUCUGGCCAAUAUUCUCUCAAAUCGAGGUUAGAAGAGAUCCGCUAUGCAAUUGAUAGUGGAGCCUCCGAAAUCGAUAUUGUUAUCAACCGGACUCUUGCUCUUGAAGGCAGAUGGAGAGAUCUGUACGAUGAGAUUUGUGAAAUGCGAACGACGUGUGGAAAUCGUGCUCAUCUCAAGACCAUUCUUGCGGUCGGUGAAUUGGGUUCCUAUGCAAAUGUCUACGCAGCUUCUAUGACAUGCAUGCUUGCUGGGGCUGACUUUAUCAAGACAUCUACAGGCAAAGAGAGCACUGUUAAUGCGACUCUCCCAAUCAGUGUUGUGAUGUGUCGUGCCAUUGCGGAUUUUCAAGACACUUAUGGCAUUAAGGUGGGCUACAAGCCGGCAGGUGGACUGAAGACCUGGAAAGACGCACUGGAGUUCACGGCCUUGGUGCACAGUAUGCUGGGCCCGGAUUGGGUGAACCGGGAGUACUUCCGUAUCGGAGCCAGCUCUCUCCUCGGUGGCAUUGAAUCGCGUAUUUACAGCCUUCUACACAACACAGCGCCGCGUUCUGGUGACCUGGCCCUCAUAACUCGUUUGAAGCAGAGUUGCGCACCAGGUCAGCAGAAGGCGCGCUCGGCAAUUUCAUUGGAUCCGUUUAAAAAAUACGACGGCAAGGACAAAGGCUUUUCCACUCGCUGA